Hypomesus transpacificus is the source of this 329-nucleotide messenger RNA. RefSeq names its product small integral membrane protein 36 (gene smim36). NCBI's taxonomy places the organism in Eukaryota, Metazoa, Chordata, Actinopteri, Osmeriformes, Osmeridae. The record is from RefSeq and is a predicted model, not a curated record. The coding region runs from base 15 to 329 and encodes 104 amino acids. The transcript has a single exon.
CAUGCGGCGGCACCAUGGGUUUGAUGGAAUUCUACCUGGAGAUUGACCCCGUCACCCUGAACCUGAUCAUCCUGAUCGCCAGCUACGUCAUCCUGCUGCUCGUCUUCCUCAUCUCCUGCAUCCUGUACGACUGCAGGGGGAAGGACCCUACCAAGGAGUACGCCCCAGAGCCCCCCGCGCCCCCCAGCCAGUCCCCCAUACGCCUGGUGGUCAUGCAGAACUCCCCGGCCACCUCCCGCUGCGACCAGAACAACGCCGCCGGACACCUGGAGGGCCCCCCACCCCCCACCCCGGACCCGGGGAGGGAGAAGAGGAGCACCCUGGUCUGA